UCCCGCCGCCCCAGGCGGCGCACUUCCGGUUAGGCGGCCGCGUUUGUUUACGUUGUUCUGAGACCCGGCGUCCAGCUUCCCCAGCUCGGGCUUUAAGAUGGGGAAAUCUUUCGCCAAUUUCAUGUGCAAGAAGGACUUUCAUCCUGCCUCCAAAUCCAAUAUCAAAAAAGUAUGGAUGGCAGAACAGAAAAUAUCAUAUGAUAAGAAGAAACAAGAAGAAUUAAUGCAACAGUAUCUUAAAGAACAAGAAUCAUAUGAUAAUAGGUUGCUUAUGGGCGAUGAGCGUGUAAAGAAUGGCCUUAAUUUCAUGUAUGAGGCCCCACCAGGAGCUAAAAAAGAAAACAAAGAGAAAGAAGAAACAGAAGGAGAGACUGAAUACAAAUUUGAAUGGCAGAAAGGCGCUCCACGGGAAAAAUAUGCCAAAGAUGACAUGAACAUCAGAGAUCAGCCCUUUGGCAUUCAGGUUCGAAACGUGAGGUGCAUUAAAUGUCACAAAUGGGGUCAUGUCAACACAGAUCGAGAAUGUCCUCUAUUUGGUCUUUCUGGAAUCAAUGCAAGUUCCGUUCCCACUGAUGGCUCAGUCACAGAGAGAGAGAGAGGCAGAGACACAGGCAGAGGAAGAAGCAUAUGCCUGGGAAUAUUUCAGAAUGAUUACUUUUGUUUCUUACUGUUGGAAGGGCCAUCGAUGCACCCCUCGGAGCUAAUAGCGGAGAUGAGAAACAGUGGGUUUGCACUGAAACGAAAUGUACUGGGGAGAAACUUGACCGCAAAUGAUCCAUCACAGGAAUAUGUCGCAAGUGAAGGUGAAGAAGAUCCAGAAGUCGAAUUUUUAAAGUCACUAACAACCAAACAAAAACAGAAACUUCUCAGGAAAUUGGACCGACUUGAGAAGAAAAAAAAGAAAAAGAAAAAAGAUAGGAAAAAGAAAAAGCUUCAGAAAAGCAGAAGUAAACACAAAAAACAUAAAAAUAGGUCUCCCUCCUCCUCAUCCUCCUCCUCCUCCUCCUCCUCCUCCUCUUCUUCCUCCUCUUCUAGUGAGACUUCAGAAAGCAGUAGUGAGAGUGACAACAAAGAAAAGAAAACACAAAAGAAGAAAAGAAAGAAAAAUAAGUGUUCAGGGAAUAACAACGAUUCUGAAGAGAAGGACAAGUCUAAGAAGAGAAAACUUUAUGAAGAAUUUUCUAGCAGUCAUCAUGACAAGGAUGAAGCCAAGGAAAAGCCUAGGUUUUUAAAACAAGAGAGUGCUAGGGAGAAUAGCAAAUGGGGCCAUUCUGAUUCCGACAGAAAGUCCAGAAGCCAUAACCAGAGCCCAGAGAAGAGAGGAUCUGAAAGAAAUGAGAGGAGCAGCAGGAGCCAGAGCAGGGAUGAGAGGGGUAGGAGAAGCCGAAGCAGAAGUCACAGCAGUUACAAGCAAAGGGAAAGCAGAAAACGGCCACAGCGAAGUCCCAGUGAAAAGCGGAAUGGAAAGAAUGAUACCAGGAGCCAUGGCACAGAUGCAUAUAGAGGAGGAAAAACACACAGGGAGAACCCAGGAGAUAAGCAUACCAGAGUGACACAAAGAGAACGAAGCAGAAGUAGAGAGAAUAAAGAGAGACUAUAUGUGACGAUUACCUGGGAAUAAAAAUAUCUCCACUCCCUCACUGAAUACCUGUGGCAAGGGCUAAAUUAUAUACUAUUGUCUUUCUAAUAAAAAAGCUCUGUUUUAAUUUUCCAUUCCUGAAAACUGUCAUAUCAAAUACAAAAACCAUAGGAGUCCUGUAAGAAUGAACUCUGCAAAUAUUUCUAAGUAACCUCUUUUGGGGCUGUAAAAAUACCUUCUGUUGAUGAAUGUUUCUUGUGCUCUAUACUAGAUUAAAAAGCCCAUAUAACUCUGUAACAUUUUCUUUGUUCUGAAACAUCAUUAAAAGAAUGACAGUACACUGAAUUGA
This is a messenger RNA of Canis lupus familiaris (dog), 1928 nucleotides long. RefSeq names its product corepressor interacting with RBPJ, CIR1 (gene CIRSR). Gene Ontology annotation, cellular component: nucleus. Lineage: Eukaryota; Metazoa; Chordata; Mammalia; Carnivora; Canidae. The record is from RefSeq and is a predicted model, not a curated record. Gene Ontology annotation, biological process: negative regulation of DNA-templated transcription. Bases 98 to 1621 code for a protein of 507 amino acids. Gene Ontology annotation, molecular function: transcription corepressor activity. The transcript has 11 exons.